CCACCUUAGUCAGUCUCUGGCGAUCGAACGGUGCACACCUGUGUUAGCGGUGUGUUUUUGGUAAGACAGCGUCGAAGCUGUAAAACGGCGACGGUGAAGUAGAAGACGCGCGAAAGAAGAAAGAAAGAAGCGAAGAAGCAACACAGCAACAACACAAAGUGAAGAAGCCACUCUGCCGGCGGCUACAUACAUAUUUACUCGUGUGUGAGUGUUAGUGUGUGCGUGCUUAAAUCUAUGAAAAGUGAAUAACUAAAACGAGCUCAAAGCUACAAAAGUGUGUGCGUAAAAGAAAACAACAACAAAAUAGAGUGUUUCUUGUAUCUCUAGAAGAAGCAGCCGCAAAAGUUUUGUGUUUUGGGUGAAAUUUGUUCCAUUAUUAACGUUGCUUAUGUGCAAAAACUAAUUGAAAAUAUCGUGCAAUAGAAAGAGAAAUAAAAAAGGAAAAGGAAAACAAUAUUCAGAAAACAUCAAUCACAUGAUUAUUGGCAGCGUUUUGUGCAUAAAUCUGCAUGAGGAAAGCAGCAAGAUGCCAGCACCAACUACAAUUCAACAAUAAAACAAUCUGAAAAAAAAACACAAACAAACCACACAGAGAGAUUGAAACCCCGCAAAGUGUGGCACAGAGGAGUAGCAGGAGAAGAAAAGGGAGGAGCUAUUGGAUUUAUGCAAAAAUGCGACGAAAGCCACAAAACUUAACAAAAAGUAAACAAUCGAGUGGCAGAGCAGGAGACGAAGACGAAGGCGGCGGAACAGUCCAUAGAGGUGGCAACUUCUCAGCAUUAGCAAUCCCCAACGAAUACAACAAUAGAAUGCCAAGAGACCAUCGACACAUGAUGGCCAUGUGGCUGGCAUUGCUGCUGCUGCUCAUCCAAACAACAGUGGCGCAACACGAACGCAUCUCCCAAAUCUCACCCAAGUCGAGCAGUCAGCGGAAUGAUCGCCUGAGCAUUGAGAGCACCAUUGCGGACUCCAUCAAUGGCUUGGCGGAGAGCCAGUCCACGCUGCAGCAGGACCAGGAGCCGGACAAUGAGAACGAGACGCGUGCGGAGCGUGUGGAGCGUUCGGCGUCGCCCAUUCUGCACGAGCAGCACAACCAGCAGCAGCUGGGGCAGGCAGGCAAGGCCUACCUGGGACCCAACGAUGUGAACUACCGCGAGGGUCAGCAGAAGGAUGUGUCCGCGGGCAGAUAUUUCCACUACAACAUCAAGCCCACGGGCACGUACGACAGCCAGGAGGAGCAGCCCGAGCAGACGCAGCGAAUCAGAGCGGGAAAGACUUUAGCGGGGAGCAGCCAGGGGAGCAGCAGCAGCAGCAGCAGCAGCAGCAGCAGCUUGGAGCAGUCUUUUUUAGGGGCGGGGGACCUGCGACCGCUUACGUCGGGGUCCCCGCCCAUCAGGCCGAGUCCGAGCAGUACUGCCAUCUCGGGCACGGCGAGCAGUGCCACCCAGGCGCCGCAUAGUCCCCGACAGAACGGCAAUCCGGACAUCCAGGACAUCAUCACGGGCAUCGUGAAGCUGCUCAACGGCAACGUCAAUGUCCAUGCCAACACGCAGGGCGUCGUCCGUCGCCCCUCGGCCAGCAGGAUCAACAACCGUGGACCGCCGCGCAUCUCGGAUACGCAGAAUCUGCCGCCCAUCGACUACGAGGCACAGAAGCCGGGCACCUCGAUGCGUCCGCCGCCCUACCCCUUCGACCGACCGGAGCGUCCCUUCAUCACGGGCGUGCCCAUACCCGAGCAGAUUGUGCCGCUGCGGCCGGGCUUUGUCAGCAAUCGGCCGCCCUGGUACCGCAACAAGCCACGGCCGCCGAUCACGACGAGCGUGGGUGGCAGUCGCCGCCCGUUGCCGCAGUACAAGCCGCUGCCAGCGCCGCAGGUUGUGCCACAGCAGCAGGAGCAGCCACAGUCUCCUGCGUUGCAGCAGCCGCUGGAGGACGCUGUGCUGCCCACGGACACCACCUACGACUCGGAGUUCUCCAACGAGGAUGCCAAUGCGCAGUACAUUGAGGUCUCCGAUCAGGAAACAGAUGCCACUGGGGGUGGCGGAGAGGUCGAAGAUGAGCUGCUGCAGCCGCCGCCUUCUACGCCCACCAAUCCACCUUCGACCACGCCCACAGCGCCCAAGAAGAAGCACAAGCCAAAGCCAGAGAAGAAAAAGCAGGAGCAGCCACUCGAAGGUCUCUACACCACCAUCGUGGAGACCAGCUCCGUGGUGCACACCGUCAUGGGUGGCAUGCCCGCCAGCUCCUCCACGUACGUGCCCAUGCCCAUGGACAGCUCCGAGGGCCUGGACUUGGAUCCCUCCACAGAGGAGGUCAUCUUUAUGACGGCCAAUCGCACGCCCGGACUGGAGACGAGUCCCAGCAGCACGACGGCCACACCGUUGCUCGCCAUUGAAACUUCCAGCAUAACGACCACCAGCAGCACCUCCACCACGAGUUCCACCUCCACCACUUCCACCACUUCCACCACGUCCACCUCCACCUCCACCACAACCGAACAGCCGCCCAGUUCCAGUCCCAGUUCUACUACCAGUUCCACUGCUAACACAAAUGCCACACCGCCUGCCAUUCCCUACCAUCCCCGACCCGGCAUUGUGCUGGAUGAUCCCGAAUUCAAGCCCGGCGGCAGGCCACGCCCCGCUGCCGCUGCCGUGCAGCCCAAGCCGCCCAUUCAGCCCACACGACAGCAGCUGCCGCCUGGCUAUGGCGAGAUCUUCGACGUGACACUGUCGGCCAUUCAGGGCCCGGGGCCCAAGGGCAGCGGCUCCAAGCAGACAAUCAACAUUAAGCCGUACGGAGGGUACGCAGCGGGACAGGGACAGGGACAGGGACAGGGACUGCGGCAGGAUGACAUCAUUGUGUCGGCAGCAGGUGACGAUGGCUUCGUCUCGAUCGAUGGCAAGCGCACUUACAUCAAUCUCUUUGGUGAUCCCACAGAUGCGCCGGCGGGCAGCGGCACAACACCAGCGACACGUCUGCCACAGCUGCCAGGCGCAAGUCCGGGAGUGGCUGCCUCGUCUCCACCCGCGAAUGCCGUCACUCAGAGCAGCGGUGGCUAUGUGGUGCCCGAAACGGAAGUGGUGGAUCUGCAGGGACAAAGUCAGUCCACGGGAACUGCUGGUGCCGGUGCAGCCACAACAAAUGCGGGACCCACGCGGCCACACUAUCGCCAGCGUCCGACGCCGCCGCCUGUGCGGAUUGACACGUGCAUCGUGGGCGAUGAUUCGACGUGUGAUCAGGCGCAGCACGAGCGCUGCAAGACGGACAGCGGCGUGUCCAGUUGUCACUGCAGGCCAGGCUACUCCCGUCGCAAGCAUCGUGAGCCGUGUCGUCGCGUCAUCUCCUUCCAUUUGGGCCUGCGCGUGGAUCGCAUUUACGAGCAUCGCAUUGUGUGGGAUCACAAGCUGAUGGAUCGCCACAGCGAGCCCUUCGGGCAGCUCAGCUAUGAGUCCAUAAGAGCGCUCGACUCUGCCAUGUCUAUGACGCCCUAUUCGGAUGAGUUUAUGGAGGCCAAGGUGAACAAUAUUUAUCGCGGGGAUCCCAAUUUGGGUGGCAAUGGCGUCUACGUGAAUAUGACCCUAAAGCUGGACGAGAGCGUGGAGACUUUGCGCCCGAAUCUACGCAGCGAUGUGCAGAAGCAUCUGCUGGGCGUGCUGCAUCGAAGGAACAACAACAUUGGCAACUCCGUGCUCUAUGUGAGCUCGCCCGAGGGCGCUGUCUCGCCGCUGCAGGAUCUGGAUGAGUGCCAGUCGGCGGAGCUGAAUGACUGCCAUCCGGGCGCCACUUGCAGCAACACUUGGGGCAGCUUCCGGUGUGCCUGCGAGGCGGGCUUGCGCGACCCUUGGGCCGAUCAGCCGCAGCGUGCGGGCCGCGAGUGUCAGGCGUGUCUGGACUCGUACUGCAACAACCACGGCAGCUGCAGCUACAACGACGAGGGCAGCCAGCUGUGCACCUGCGACUCGAGCCACUACGGCGCACAGUGCGAGAUCGAUGGCGAGGUGCUGGGCGUGGCCAUAGGCGCCUCCGUGGCGGCCAUUAUCAUCAUUGUCCUCACACUCGUUUGCCUCAUCAUGUGGUCCCGUCGCUGGCAGCGCGAGCAAAAGAACGCCAUGGGUUCGCCCGUCUUUGGGUACAUGAACACGGCGCCCUUGAAGUCUGCCGCGGGACUGCCGCAGGCGGGCUACCAAGUGACGCUGGAGGAUCGCAUGCGCUGGGCACAGAUAGCGGAUGUUAUGGCCCAAACGAAUCACUACGGGGCGGAACCCAUUGGACCCACGCGUCCCUCCUCGGCCAUGUUUGCUUACCCCAACCUGGGGGCCAUGGGCAUGGGCAUGGGCACGCUGGGCGGCAUGUCGAUGCAGAGCACCAUGCAAAUGCAUCCGAGCGCCAGUCUGGCACCGCCAGUGCCAUUACCCAGAAGACUUGGCCUGGGUCCACGCUCGAAUGGCAUGCGCACCCUGGAGAACAGCAGCUCCAGCGAGGAGGAGGAUCGCGCGGACUUGCUGGGACGCAACUUUCAAGUGCCACGCCCCAAGAGUCGCAGCAAUGGCAGCAUAGCGAACCAAUCUGGCAUCUAUUACGAUGUUGACUAUGAGCCAUCGGGCAAUGGCAUUGGCAACAGCAGCGUGGAUCAUCUGUACGGCUCGCAGAACCCAUCCGUGACGCAUUCGUCGGGGAACAAUCACAUGCCCGGGCCACAGGGCAUACCCAUGAGCACCUACACCUCCGGGCGGGCGCCCAGCAGCUACUACAUGAAGUGACCCCACGCAGCACCCGCCACCCGUUGGGACUGGAUCAGAGCACAGCCCAACCAGCCCAACCGGCCCAGUUAACCCUGUACAUAGGCAGCACCUCAACACCCUUAAUGUAGGAUUAUAGCCAGUAAAUUCCAGCCUAAAAUGAAUUUCCACUGCAAGUCCCCGCGGCGACUGCAGCUGAGAUGCGAUUUUGUGUCCUGCCCCCCCUUAGCAUGAGAAGCGUAGACUUAGACUCGAUUUAGCACAACAACUAAUCAUUAAUUGUAAACUUUAAAGUUUAAACCUUAAACUAAAACUAAACUUAAGUUAUUGAAGUUGCAGUCAAAAACGCAUGAAAUUAGCCUUAGUUUGUAGCUGUAUUUAGUUUGUGUGCAUGUAAAUAAAUGAAUAAAAGAUUUAGGUGUUAAAUUAAA
Drosophila guanche is the source of this 5170-nucleotide messenger RNA. RefSeq lists its product as uncharacterized. NCBI's taxonomy places the organism in Eukaryota, Metazoa, Arthropoda, Insecta, Diptera, Drosophilidae. The transcript is spliced from 10 exons. Bases 672 to 4760 code for a protein of 1362 amino acids. Gene Ontology annotation, molecular function: calcium ion binding. The record is from RefSeq and is a predicted model, not a curated record.